This is a messenger RNA of Rotaria sp. Silwood1, 579 nucleotides long. NCBI's taxonomy places the organism in Eukaryota, Metazoa, Rotifera, Eurotatoria, Philodinida, Philodinidae. The record is from the annotation of a GenBank genome assembly.
AUGAAACUAGAUAUUCGAAGCAUAUUCGAUUUAUUCAAACCAACUCGAUUUCCAUCAGAUGCCAAAAUUAAAACAAAAGCAAGUCUUAUUCAAGAAGCAUUGAAUAAAUAUAUUGAAAAUUCACUAUUUUGUUAUAAUAAUUGCACGAGUCCAUUGAAUGGUGAAUGCAUCUCAACAGCAUACUUUCGCUUUGGUCUAUGUCAAUGCAAACCCGGUUGGUCGGGAAUCUCUUGUUCCAAUCAGUUGCCGAAACCUAAUGUUUUCAGUGAUCUCAUAUGCGGUCUUCGAACGAGUACUGGUGUGGAUUGUGGAGGGAUUAAUCCAGAGAGUGGUACGUGCCCAGCUGACUACGCUCACGAUGCAUGGUUCAUUGGUAAGACGGGUAUUGAUGUAAUGAGUUUUUGUUACAAGUCUAAAACAGAUACAAGUUUCGAUCGAAUUGGUACCAUAUGUGGUCUUACUGUGGGUUCUGGAGGACAAAAAUGUGGAGGACAAGAUCCAUGGUCAGAGGAUUGUCCUGAUGGAUAUGCAAUGUAUGAAUGGUUGGUGCAGUGGAGUAAUAAUGGCAGGAUGAUUUGA